CGACUGCGGACGUCAUUUUUUGCGCCAUUUUUCGUCGCGAUUCGCGUUACGUCGUUCCGUCGAUUUGAGACGCGUCGUGUAUGCAAAUACACGCGUAUAUACAUCGAAUAUUCGCGAGCUUCGAGUCGGGCGCGAGUGAGCGGAGUGCACGAUUGUCAAAUGACAAUCGAACGGCCUCGACGAUUCUGAUCCAGCGCGGGGUUUUGCGUUUUGUAGGUGGAGGGGAGAGAAGGACGCGGAUCUUUCGAAAGUGGCACACGUAGGCAACAGGUGUCCAACGCCGUUAAAUGCCGCACGCGCUUGACAGUUCGUGACAGCUGACGACGAGAAACGGGAGUGCGCAAUAAUCAUUUAUUCGUUUCGCUGAAACAACAUUGUUUAUUUCGCUCGCUGGCAGCCAGUGCCAGAUCGAGCUCUCCUUCUCUCUCUCACUCUCUCUCUCUCUCUUUCUUGUUGGAGCACUCACGAGAUUCUUCCCGAGAUGAAUUACGAUUACUUGGUGAAGUUCCUGGCGCUCGGAAACUCCGGCGUUGGAAAAACAAGCUUUCUUUAUCAAUAUACCGAUGGUACUUUUAACUCUCGAUUCGUAUCCACUGUUGGAAUUGAUUUUAAGGAAAACGAGUGAUAUAUCAAACAGCAAAUGGCAGAAGUCAACGAGUGCAUUUACAGCUUUGGGACACAGCUGGGCAGGAACGGUUUAGAAGUCUAACCACAGCCUUUUACCGGGAUUCCAUGGGUUUUCUUCUAAUCUUUGACCUGACCAAUGAGUUGUCGUUUCUUGAAGUUAGAAACUGGCUGGAACAGCUUAGGACACACGCAUAUUCUGAUGAACCAGACAUAAUUCUCUGUGGCAACAAAUCCGAUCUUGAAGACAAACGUGUCGUCAGCGAAUAUAAAGCGCGAGAUCUUGCUCAAAGGCACGGCUUGGUUUAUUUGGAGACAAGUGCCGCGACCGGCCAGAAUGUCGAGCGCGCCGUGGAAAUAUUAUUGGACCGCGUAAUGCGCAGGAUGGAGGCUACGGUGGACAAAUCGUUGUUACCGCAUCAAAAAGUUUUAAGAUGCCACGAACGCGAUACUCCACCGCCCAGUAGUUCCUGCUAUUGCUGACAGUGCCGGUAUAUGUAGUUAUCCAAAACUACUAUGCCAAAAAUCAAAGAAAAGAACAUAUUAUGAAACUGGCACUUUACAUUUGUGAAACAAAUGUAAAUUUCAUUAUAAACUUUUUCAGUUAACAUGUUUGUUGCGAAAAAUCGGAAUAUAAUUCUAUAUUAAUUACUUUUAUACAUGCCACAUUUGUAACAAAAAUUAUAAUUCUUAUAAUCUCAAAAAUUGUGAAUAUUGACGAAAAAUUGUAUUGAAAAUGAAAAUUAAUUGACAUAGUUGGAGAAAAACUUAAUAGAAAUGAUAAAAUAUGGUUUAAUUAAUAAUAUUUUGAUUGACAAUAAUAUAGAAGUUUCAGUAUUAUGUGAAUCUCAUUAUGAAUAAAUAAAUAUGCUUCGAUUUUGAAUUUAGUAAUUAAAAAAAUUUUUAUAGAAACUAUUUUUAUUAUAUAUCUUUUUCUGCAAUGAAAGAAAAAGUGUAAUUAUGCACAAUAUUUUUUAAUGUUAUAGUUUUGUGGCAAAAAUUGUGACUGCAAUAUUUAUGCAUAUAUAUAUGUUAUAAUGACGGUGCAACAAACAUGUUAAGAAACUGCGAUAAAUAUAUUUCUACAAAAUAGCUGUCUAGCAUACUUCUCACAGGAGACCAUACAUAUGAACAUUGAAAAUUUCUUGUUAUUCUAUAUACAUAUGUACUAAAUGUCUUCCAUCAUCGCUUAUUAUCAAAUGAAAGCACUCCUUGAAUUCAGCAAACCUGCCAAUGAACUCUCGAUUACUAUAUUUAUAUAAUAACGUGGAACUUUGUCUUCUACGGACAUUGUUUUUUUCGGAAUCUCUUUAACACGUUUACUCGGUCCUAAAAUUCUUUGUAUACUAUUGUCGUCUUCCACUGUUACUUAUCCUCGAAUAAUGACGUUCAUUGAAUUUUAA
Nylanderia fulva is the source of this 2027-nucleotide messenger RNA. It is a transcript of the gene Rab27, whose product is annotated as RAS oncogene family member Rab27. The record is from RefSeq and is a predicted model, not a curated record. Lineage: Eukaryota; Metazoa; Arthropoda; Insecta; Hymenoptera; Formicidae. Gene Ontology annotation, molecular function: GTPase activity; GTP binding.